Molecule: messenger RNA, 1385 nt
Organism: Paramecium pentaurelia
Lineage: Eukaryota; Ciliophora; Oligohymenophorea; Peniculida; Parameciidae
Source: the annotation of a GenBank genome assembly
AUGGAGUACUUAACUAAUGAAAAACUCCUUAAAUAAUAACAAUCAGCUCUAUUUUCUAUCAACAACUCUCGUUCCAAUAGUGUAUCUCGAUUCCCAAUUCCUAGUUCAAGAGCUACUCACGAUCCUGUCUAACCUCUAAGAUCAGCUGAUUUAUUCAAUAGAUUAGAAGACAUACUAAAAUAAAAGUAGAUGAGUACAACUACUAGAAAGAGACAAAAACAAAUUUCAUGCAUUUUAAAUUCAUAAGCAACUCAUGAAGCAAAAAAACAUUAUAUCGAAAAUAGUUGUUACAAAUCUCCCAAUAGAAUACAAGAGGUACCAUCUACAUCUGGAUUUUUGAAUGUUGUAAGUUUAAUUGUAACCAUUAUUUUAGUAUAAUGUUGAGGCUAGAAGUAGAAAGUAAACAUAACCAGCCUACAUAGGUUCUCCUUUGAUAAAUUAAUAAAAUUAAAGUGCUAAAAAGAAAAAUGUGAUUUAGACUUAAUUUUAAGAGAGUUAUCUUUAAAAUAGAAAAAAAAAGGAAAGCUUAAAAAAAUUUUAGGAUGAGUUUAACAAUAUGUAAGAGAAAAUUAAAAUUAGAAAUCAUGUAUGUAAUUAUUUUUAUUAUUAAAAAGUCUAUUUUAAAUGAAUAACCAGAAAAUUGUGGAAAAGUUGAGAAAUAAGAAUUAAAAGAAAAUAAAAUGGAUAUUAAUAUUAGUGCUAUACUAAAUAAAGAGAAUAAUAAUAAUAAUACAAUUAAUAAAUUAAACUAAUAAUUACAAUUAUAAAAUAAUCAUCUUUAAGAGCAAUUAUUAUUUGAAAAAAAUCAAAAUUCCAAAUUAAAUUUACUGAUUAAUAAUCUAAAUGAUUAAAUUGCCAAUCUGAAUAAGUAUUAUUAAUUUUAAUGAUAUUCUAGAUAAUUAAAUCAAUAAAGCUAAUAAUCAAAUGAAGAUUAAGUUAAUAGAGAUACCUAAAUUUAAUAAUUAAAAUAAUAGAUUUAAUAAUUAGAUUCAAAUAUAUAAUAAAAGGAUAAUGAAAUCAAUAAUUACAAAUAACAAAUAUAAGAAUUUAAUAAUGUAUAUAAGGAUAUGUAAGAAUUAGAAAAUCUCUGUUAAUAAAUGUCAUAUUUAAGUAUGUAAACUUCUUAAUAAAAUUUAUUAAUUCUUGAAAUUAAAGAGUUACUUCAAAUUUAAUUUAAUAUUAUUGAAAAAGUAACAAAUCAUAAAGAUUUUCCAAUAGAAUAGUUAUUAAUUUAGAAUAAAAAGAAAAGACCUUAAAUACCAAAAUAAAUUGAUUAUUAAGAAUUAAGUUAAGAAACUACUAGGAUUAUGGAAAAUUUAGUUAAAUUAAUAAAAGCUUCUGUAGAUUAGUUAACUGAAAGAUUUAUACAUGAUUUGCUUAUUUGA